AUGUCACCCACGAUCAUCAGCCUGGUGUGUCUUGAGUUCUCCUUGGUCCAGAGGAUCUGGGCACAAGUGGGAGGUCAGGACAAGCCCUCCUUAUCUGCCUGGCCAAGCCCUGUAGUUCUGCAAGGACAGUAUGUGAAUCUUCGGUGUCACUCCCGUCUUGGGUUUGACAGAUUCAGACUGGACAAGGAUGAUGGAGCCCACGUCCCUGAGCUCCGGGACCUAAUAUUCCAGAACAGCUUCCUCCUGGGCCCUGUGACCCCAGCACAUGCGGGGACCUACAAAUGUCAUGGUUCUUACAGGCGCUCCCCCUCUGUGUGGUCAGCACCCAGUGACCCCCUGGUCAUUGUGGUCACAGGAGUCUCCAGAAAACCUUCCCUCUUGGCCCAGCCGGGUCCCCUGGUGCAAUUGGGACGAUAUGUGACCCUGCAGUGUUGCUCAGAGAUUGUGUUUGACAGCUUCAUUCUGCACAGAGAGGGGGUAAUGGAGAACCCCUUGUACCUUAUUGGGGAGCCCCAUAGUGGGGGCUCCUAUGCCAACUUCCCCGUGGGUCCCAUGACGACUGCCCAAGCAGGGACCUACAGAUGCUUCGGUUCUAUCAAUUACUCCUCCCAUGAGUGGUCGACCCCCAGUGACCCCCUGCACAUCAUGAUCACAGGACUAUACAAGAAACCUUCUCUCUUAGCCGGGCUGAGCCCCGUGGUGAGGUUAGGGGAGAAUGUGACCCUGUUCUGCAGCUCUGAGAGCUCAUUUGAUGUGUACCAUCUAUGCAGGGAGGGGGAGGCCCGUGAAUGCUGGCUUGCUGGAGGACAGAGCCAUAAUGGCACAUUCCAGGCCAUCUUCCCUCUGGGCCCUGCGACCCCAGCCCACAACGGGACCUAUAGAUGCUACAGCUCUUUCAAUGUCUCUCCCUAUGAGUGGUCAGACCCAAGUGACCCACUGCACCUUUCUGUCACAGGAAACUCUUCAAGUAGUUGGCUUCUACCCACAGAACCAAGCUUUGACACUGGAAUCUACAGCAAACCCACCCUCUCAGCCCUGCUGAGCCCUAUGGUGCCCUCCUGUGUAUCUAGGGAGCCCUCACUCCUGACCCAGGAGGGCCCUGUUGUGGCCUCUGGACAGAAGCUGACCCUCCAGGGUCACUCUGAUGUCGGCUAUGACAGGGCCGUGCCCCUGUUCUUUCUGCGUCAAAUCCUCCAGCACCAGUGGAUCAUUCUUGACAUAACUUGUGUCCAAGGACUCAAAUGGUCCCUGAGUGCUCUGAUCUCGGUCUUGUUGGCCUUCGUCCUGCUGUUCUUCCUCCUUCACUUCCACCUUUUCCUCCGACACCAGCUUCAGGGCAAACACAGGACCUCAGAUGCUGCCGUGAAGGACACACAGCCUGAGGAGGGGGUGGAUCUGGACCAUCGGCAGAGCCCCCAUGAUGAAGACCCCCAGGGAGUGACAAACACCCAGGUGAACCUCUCAAGAUCAAGACUCAGGCAGGGAGUGGCCACCUCUCCUUCCCCCCUGUCAGAGGAAUCACUGGACAUGAAGGACAGACAAACAGAAGAGGACAGACAGAUGGACAGACAGGCUACUGCAUCUGAAGACCCCCAGGAAGUGACCUACGCCCAGCUGAACAGCUUGACCCUCAGGCGGGAGACAACACCCCCUUCCUCCCAGUCAGAGGAGCCCCCAGCAGAGCCCAGCGUGUAUGCUGCUCUGGCCAUCCACUAGCCCAGGAAGGACCCAGAGCCCCACCCUCUGGGGACGAAGGCUGCAGGGACCCCAGAAGGCACAGGAGCUGCCCCCAGUGGACACCUCCUAAUGACCCCCAGCCAGCCUGGACUCCUAAGGUGAGCCACCAGGAGCUUCUGCAACACUUUAGGAGUCACCCGAUUCUGUGACCAAAGAUAACUAAUAUCCUCACAUUUUGGAAAUAAAGCAGCAGACUUCUCAGUAAUCCAUGAGUGAAAUAAGAAAUCCAAAACCAAAGUGAGAGAAUAUUUUAAACUGAAUGAUAAUAUAAAUAACACAUAUGAAAUCUAUA
This is a messenger RNA of Diceros bicornis minor, 2029 nucleotides long. Its product is annotated as putative killer cell immunoglobulin-like receptor like protein KIR3DP1. The transcript is spliced from 13 exons. The coding region runs from base 1 to 1716 and encodes 571 amino acids. NCBI's taxonomy places the organism in Eukaryota, Metazoa, Chordata, Mammalia, Perissodactyla, Rhinocerotidae. The record is from RefSeq and is a predicted model, not a curated record.